Messenger RNA from Paramormyrops kingsleyae, 5469 nucleotides. It is a transcript of the gene trpn1, whose product is annotated as transient receptor potential cation channel, subfamily N, member 1. Gene Ontology annotation, molecular function: protein binding; calcium channel activity. Lineage: Eukaryota; Metazoa; Chordata; Actinopteri; Osteoglossiformes; Mormyridae. Gene Ontology annotation, biological process: calcium ion transmembrane transport. The record is from RefSeq and is a predicted model, not a curated record. Gene Ontology annotation, cellular component: membrane.
CGGAGUUAGAAAAGUUUAACUAGCCCCUGUGAAUAGAUUGGCGAUGAUUACCGGAGACAGAAGCAACGGAGCGCUAUCAAAGUCUUCCUCUAAAUAAUGCACUAAAAGUCGCGUCAAUUAACGCUGUCAAAACGCCUACCUACCAUAAAUGCAAAUAGUGGGACAAUCGUAAUAUUAGUGUUUGCAUCGAAAGAUUUCAAGGGAGAAGCGCUUUGAAGAGUUUUCUUAAAAUGCCGGGAAGCUAAAUCUAGUUGAUCUCCUUUAUUAGGAUACUGUAUUUGAAUAUGUCCGAAAGCUGGUGUAUGAGCGCCGCACCGGGCGCUCCUGGCCAGCGGACGCUGCAGCUGGCGCUCCGCGGAGACUGGGCUGCGGUGGAGCAGAGCAUCAGGGCGACACAGAAAGGAGAGCCGGACAUCGCGCAGGUUGACGAGGAGUCCGGCUUGAGUCUACUCAUGAUUGCAGUCAAAGAGAAUCGGCUGAGUAUAGUCGAGAGGCUGCUUGAGCUGGGAGUGAACCCCAAUGAACGGACCAAGGAUGGGCGAACGGCUCUGCAUGUGGCUGCCACGCACUCCAAGGAAGAGGUCAUCAGGCUGCUGGUGAAGCGGGUGGACCCCAGUGUGCUGGGGGGGGCCAAGGAUCAGCUGGCACUGCACUGUGCCUCUGCCCGCCCGGCCGGUGCCCACGCCGCUGUCCAGACCUUGCUCAAGUUUUCCAGCAGAGAGGCGCGCCUCGUACAAGACAAGGACGGCUGCAUUCCUCUGUUCCUAGCUGCCGAGGCGGGAAAUGUCGGCAUCGUAAAGGAGCUUCUUGGAGCCAUGACAGAACCUCAGCUCAGAGUCCAGAGGAAGGGUUCAGGAGAUGCUGCUCUCCAUAUCUGCUGCAGAAGAAGAGAUGUGGAGAUGGCCAAGGUCCUGGUGGAGCUCGGGGCGGCCGUGGACCUGCAGAACGACGAAGGACAGACGCCUCUCCACGUGGCCGCCUGGGAGGGAGACGAGCUCCUGCUCAAGUUCCUCUACCAGUGCAAGGCUAACCCCAACAUAGUGGAUAAGAUGGAUCGGUCUCCUCUGCACAUCGCCGCAGAACGUGGUCACACAAACGUGGUGGAGGUCCUGACAGAGAAGUUCAAGUCUAACGUCUUGGCACGCACUAAGGAUGGCAGCACCCUCAUGCACAUCGCCUCCCAGUGCGGCCAUCCCGAGACGGCGCUGGCCUUCCUGAAGAAAGGCGUGCCCCUGCACAUGCCCAACAAGUCGGGUGCUGUGUGCCUGCACUCCGCCGCCAAGCGUGGCCACACGGCUGUAGUGAAGGCCCUGCUCCUCAAGGGGGCGCAAGUGGAUGCCACGACCAAAGAUGGCUACACUGCGCUCCAUGUUGCCGUGCAGAACUGCAAGCCCCUGGUGGUGCAGAUGCUGCUAGGCUUCGGGGCGCAGGUCCAGCUCAAAGGGGGCAAGGCCGGGGAGACCCCGCUACAUAUCGCUGCCACGGUGAAGGAAGGCGAGAGGGUGGCAGACAUGCUGCUGAAGAGUGGGGCCGACGUCGACGCACAGCAGGAGAAUGGGGAGACAGCUAUGCACAAAGCAGCCCACCACGGCAACCUGCAGAUGCUGAGAGCCUUGAUUGAGGAGGGUGGAGAUCUCACCAGGCGCUCUAAGGCUGGGGAGAACCCACUGCACAUCGCCGUGCGCCACUGCCAUGCCCACGUGGUGGAGGAGAUCCUCGCCUACCUGGCCAGUCAGAAGGGCCGUGAUGAGGCCCAGCAGUGCGCCAACCAGGAGAACCAGGAAGGAGAGACGCCCUUACACCUGGCUGCAGAGCUCGAGACGGACAUGACCCACUGUGAAGGAGAAGACAUCCGCGUCAUCAAGACCCUUAUGGAGUAUGACGCAAACGUCACUGCGACCACUAGAGGGACAGGGGAGACCCCUUUGCAUUACUGUGCCCGGGUUGGUAACACUGGCAUCCUGAAGGAGAUACUCACCAAUGUGAAGCUCAGCCAGGUGCAGCAGGCUGUUAACAAGCUGGCCAAGAAUGGCUGGACACCCCUGCUUCUGGCUGCCGAGAUGGGCCACACAGAGGCAGUCACCAUCCUGCUCGAGAACCAAGCCCGGGUGGACGUCUUUGAUGAGCACGGCAAGGCCACACUUCACCUGGCAGCCGAACAUGGCCACAAGGAGAUCGCUGACAUCCUGCUCUCCCACAAGGCCUUCAUCAACGCCAAAACCAAGCUGGGCAUGACCCCGCUUCACCUUGGCGCCCAGAGUGGUUCCACCCAGCUGGUGCAGCUGCUGGUGGAGACACACCAGGCCAGCAUCGACGCUCUGUCCCUGAACAAACAGACGCCCCUGCAUAUAGCUGCUGCCAGAGGACAGCUUGACGUGUGUAGCUGCCUGCUCAACAUGAAGGCCGACGUCAACGCCUGUGACAUGCACGGACAGACCCCCCUGCACCUGGCGGCGGAGAACGACCACUCCGAGGUGGUGAAGCUCUUCCUGAAGCACCGUCCUGAGCUGGCCACACUGGCCAACAUGGAGGGAGCCACCUGCGGCCACAUCGCCGCUUCCAAGGGCAGCGUGGCCGUAAUCAAGGAGCUCCUUAAAUUCAACAAGGGGGGCAUGACAUCCCCCCACAACAAGACAAAGGGUUCUUGUCCAUUGCACCUAGCGGCCAGCGGGGGUCACUCCGAGGUGGUUAAGGUCCUGCUGGAGGCGGGGGCAUCUGCGGCCGAGGAAAACGCAGACGGGAUGACUGCAAUUCACUUAGCGGCCAAGAACGGACACACGCACCUGCUGGAGGAGCUCAAGAGCAGCAUCUCCUGGAAUAUUAGCAGCACCAAGUCGGGACUCUCGGCCCUCCACGUAGCCGCUUGUUACGGCCAGGUGGACUUUGUGAGGGAGAUCCUCACCAAGAUGUUGGCCACCAUGCGCAGUGAGCCCCCUUCUGCCAGUACCCAGGAUGGUGCGCCAGGCCAUCAGCUGCCCGUAGAGUCCGGGUACACUCCCCUGCACCUGGCUGCCCAGUCCGGCCACGAGAGUCUGGUGCGGCUGCUGCUGAACUACCCCGGGGUGCAGGCAGACGCGGAGACAGACGUUCAGGGAUCCACCCCCCUGCACCUGGCCGCCCAAAACGGCCACACGGCAGUGGUGGGUCUCUUGCUGAGCAAGUCCAGCUCGUAUCUGCAGCUGAAGGACCGGCAGGGACGCACCUGCCUGCACCUGGCAGCGGCCAACGGGCACAUCUCCAUGGUUAGGGUGCUGCUGGGACAGGGGGCGGAGACCAACCACACGGACAAGGACGGCUGCACCCCCCUGCACUACGCGGCCAAGGCAGGCCGCCUGGCCAUGGUGCGCUUCCUGGUGGAGAGCGGGGCGUCGGCGCGCCUGGAGUGCCGGGAGGGACGCACAGCCAUCCAGUACGCGGCCGAGGAGAACCACCAGGGCACCGUCAGCUUUCUGCUAUGCCGGGGAAGCAACACCCUGCGUCUGCUGGAGGACAGGAAGUUCGUCUUCGACCUGAUGGUGUGCGGGAAGCUGAACAACAACCGGGCCCUGCAGGAGUUCGCGCUGCACUCGACGGCACCGCUGGACACGGCCGUGAAGCUGUCGCGGGCGCUGGGCCUGGCGGCGCUGCGGGAGAAGGAGCGCGCCAUGGACCUUCUGGCGGCGGCACGCUACUGCGAGGGCAUGGCCACCGAGCUGCUGACUGCGGCCUCAGGGGGCACCGUGGGCACCGCCGCCAUCCUGCGUGCAGUGGACCACCGUGGCGCCAGUGUGCUGGACUGCCUCAUCGAGGGCCAGCAGAAGGCCACCGUCUCGCACCCAGCCGUGCAGAAGCACCUGACCGAGGUGUGGUACGGCAGCCUCAGCUGGCCCUCCUGGCGGAUCGCCUUGUUCUUCUUUGGCCUGUUGGCGUGCCCCCCCCUCUGGCUGGUCCUCUCGUUGCCCCUUGGGCACCGCUUCAGCACCAUCCCCAUCGUGAAGUUCAUGAGCCACUUGGUGUCGCACAUCUUCCUCCUGAUUCUCUUCAUCCUCACCAUAGUCUACCCUCCGGUCAACCCUAUCCACCAGGGACACCUGUGGCCAGACUGGAGCGAGUGGUUGCUGUUGCUCUGGCUGUCGGGGAUGCUGGUGUCGGAGCUGACUCAGCCCGGACAGCGAGCCGGUCUGGCCUGGAUCCGACUGCUCGUCCUGGGCUUCUCGGCUGUAGGCUUCUUCUGCCACCUGCUAGCCUUCGCUUUCCUGCACCCCGCUCACCUCCACUGCCUGUUCGCCCGCAACAUCUUCCUGGCGGUCGCCAUGACGCUCAGCUUUGUGCAGCUUCUGGAGUUCCUGACCUUCCACCACCUGUUUGGCCCCUGGGCUAUCAUCAUCAGGGACCUCAUGAAGGACCUGGGCCGCUUCGCGGUCAUCCUGGUUCUCUUCCACACUGCCUUCACCAUGACUCUCUCGGCCGUCUACCAGCCUGUCUAUCCCGAGGGCUUCACUUGCGACCCCGAUGGGGACAACGGCACUGACAUACAGACGCCCCUGGAUAUCUCCAUCCAGCUGUUCUUCGCCCUCUUCGGCCUCAUCGAGCCCGACUCCAUGCCGCCCCUGAGCCGGUCCCCGGCGUUCGCCGGUGUGGUCACCCGCGUGGUGUUCGGGAUCUACCUGGUGGUGACAGUCAUCGUGCUGAUCAACCUGCUGAUUGCCAUGAUGAGCGACACCUACCAGCGAAUCCAAGCCCAGUCCGACACCGAGUGGAAGUUCGGCCGGGCCGUGCUCAUCCGGGACAUGAACCGCAAGUCUGGCACCCCAUCCCCCUUUAACCUCUUUACCAACCUCUUCUUCUACAUCAAGGUGCUCUGCAAACAUGGAGGGAAGGUCUGCUCCUCUGAGGCCAGAGACCUGAUGACUGAGGAGGAGGACACCGAGGGCCUCUCAGAAACAAGGUCUCUGGACAUGCUGGCGCGUACCUCCAUUGGCUGGAUGAGGAGCAACAAGAGGACACAGAUUCUCCCAGAAGGUGGCUUUGCACGGCCCUCCAGGACCAGUGGGCAGGUGCGUGUGGAGCAGGUGACAGAUUGGCAGGUGGUGUCACAGCGCUACCUCGCCCUGAGGGGCCAGAGUGACGAGAACUUGCUGGAGAGGGAUGCCAUCCUCCAGGAAGAACUCUCCACAACCCAACAUGGAUCAUGGUCCUCUGACAGGGCCCCCUAACAAGAUGGAGGAUACCGGACUAAAUGUGACAGUAUUACUGCCCUGCCUGUCCCCAUCUGUCUCACCUUCACCAUCCCAGGAAGACAAAUGAUGUUUACAGUCUCAUGGUAGAGCCAUAGUCAUCGAAUUUUGAUUUGUGUUCAUGAUUCACUGGACACUGUACUUUAAGCAUUAUGUGAGAGGUUCACAGAAAAGCAACUUUGGCUAAACAUACUCAGACGUAUAUAGGAUCUAUACUGCCUAUUAAACUGUAAGGAAGGGUUGUUUCAUUUGA